Molecule: messenger RNA, 2536 nt
Organism: Sycon ciliatum
Lineage: Eukaryota; Metazoa; Porifera; Calcarea; Leucosolenida; Sycettidae
Product: VPS35 endosomal protein-sorting factor-like
Exons: 30
Biological process (GO): endocytic recycling
Cellular component (GO): endosome
Source: RefSeq, a predicted model, not a curated record
GAGUUUGAGUUUCUUUUUGGAAAAUUUGCUUGUUCUGAUCAGCUAGCUCCUCAAAUAAUUCUCAAUACUAUCCACUUAUUAUCCAGGACUGCUUGACUUCUUCAGCCUGUGAAAUUGCUUGUAGCGUUGUUGCUCAGCAUUUGGAGGAGCCAUGGCGUCCAUUUGGCGAGGAAGACCUCGGAAUUACCACCGGGAGCGUCGAGAUGCAGCGCUGGAUCGCACAGUAUGUGUGGACCACCCAUUGGCCGCACCCACCGUGAUAGAUGCGAAAGUGACAUCCAAGUCUUCUCAACCAUCCUCAUCUGUGACAAAGAGUGAGAAGUCAGCUCCAACAAAAGCCGUUGCGUUUGACCCGUUGUCUGGUGGAAUGUUGGCUGAUGAUGACCCACUGGGAGCUAUGGCCGGUGGUUCCGAUCCUCUCAGCAUGUCAGCAGCUAGUCCGAUUGAGACAAAGUCCACAGCCCAGGUGAUGGAGGAAGAGUACGACAUUGGAACAUUUGAGCCGUGGGAAGCCAAGAAGGCCGGCAUUCUCUCCAAGUACACAACAUCCGAGAAGCUCUCCAUCACAACGAGCUUCUUGUCGCAGUCAGACAGAGAGAAAGUUGUCGUCAAGGCACAGACCUCCGCCACAAUGGCCGACAAGGUCAAGAAUCGCCUGGAGCAACUGGAUGAUUUCGAGGAGGGCUCUAUGAAAGAGAUGAUGAAUCUAAGCCAGCAAGAGUAUGUGAAGCGUAUUGAUGAGUUGCAUAAGGCCAUGUCUGAUGCAUGGGAAGGCGACCAGCGCGUCAAGACUCUCAAGAUUGCUAUUCAGUGCUCCAAGUUGCUGGGCGACACGAACGUGAUUAAGUUCUACCCGAGCAAGUUUGUCCUCAUCACGGACAUACUGGAUACGUUUGGUCGCUUGGUCUACGACCGUAUUUGGCGCAAGUCCACCAUCUCCGUGCCGGGAAGCAGUGUGCCGGUCAUGUUGCCAGAGAAGUUCACGGUGGAACAGGUGCCUGACUCCGCCAAGGAGACCUGUCGCAACUGGUUUUUCAAGAUUGCCUCCAUUCGCGAGCUUGUUCCCCGAUUCUUUGUCGAGACGGCCAUCUUGAGAUGCUACAAUUUCCUUACCACGGAUGAGUUUGCCGAGGCAAUGCGGCGCUUGACAAACAUGAUCCGUGGCAUUGGCAAUCCACUUGUGGCCGUCUACGCUCGCUGCUACCUGUGUCGCGUGGGCGCUCUGGUGGCGCCACAUGUGCGCAGUCAUCUGAUGCCCAACCUUUACGACUUCAUGAACGCGUACACGCAGCUAAACAGCGACCAUGUCAACAAUGUGCUGGCUAUGCAGAGAGUUGACUUUGCGGACUACUUGCAGUUGUUUGUGCCCGGCCUGGAGUGGAUGCUGCAGUGCGUCGCGAAUCGCGCUCAAGAGUCAGUGCUGGAGGAUAUCCUGGUGCGCUCGGCGAAGAAAUGCAACACGUCUCUCUUCCUGCACUCGGUGUUACAAACGUUUGAGCCGAGUUUCACCGCCUCCAGAGCAGCAAAGUUUGUUGACAUGAUCAAGGACUGUGAUGAAAAUGGCUUCUCCAAGCAUCUGCUUUACCGCGUGCUUGGCAUGAAUCUGUUGCUGUGUGAUCCGCCGUCAGAGGAGCGCAUGGGCAUACUGCGCGAUGUGUGGAAGGAUGUGACCAAGUUGAAAGAUCCCGCGGAGUACAUAGCCUGCGCUGAAGUCUGGAUUGAGUUCCCAUGCAAGCACUUUGGUAAAAAGAACGUCAACACGUUUCUGGCUGACCUGAUGAAACAUGUGACGGUUGAGCGGGCAUUUGAGAACCACUACUCACAGCUUCAAUCCAUGGUCUCCAAGAUAGUGGCUCACAUGCACGACUUCAGUGCACUCUUCUCGAUGGACAAGUUUCUGCCGUUCAUCGACGUCUUCCAGCGCGAUGCUGUCAAGGUGGAUGUGUGCAAGGUGGUCGUCGAAGCUUUCAUCCGGCAUCAGGUUGAUGCCACAUCUGACCCUGUGACCAUCAACGGCAUGAUGUACGUGUGCAAAGUCCUUCAUGACUCGAUCAAUGCGCUGAGUCUCCGUGACGAGGAGCGACAGAUUUCCAACUACAUCGUCAACUUCCUGAGACGGGUCACACACGGUCGCGAUCUCGAGGCUCACUUGAACUUCUUGGUGGACGCCAGGGCUGGUUUCGCCAACCUACAGCCUGUCGUUAUGUUUCUCGUGCAGCGUGUGAACAGUCUGGCUGUCGAGACACAUCGCAUGGUCAAAGGCAAUCAUUCCCGGAAGACGUCCGCCUUUGUCCGCGCCUGUGCUGCAUACACAUUCAUCACCAUACCGGGAGUGACGGACGCCUUCAUGAGGCUGAACCUGUAUCUACUCUCUGGUCAAGUGGCACUUCUCAACCAAGCCAUUACGCAAGGUGACUCAUUCUUCAAAGCGGCAAUCAGCACCCUGUCCGAGAUUCCUAAGACACAAGGUAUUGAAUUCGCCUACAUUAUACAGUGUUAUUUACCAAACAACCCUACUUCUUCUCCUCCUCCUUCU